UGUAUUGUAAGGAAUUAAAAUACCCCCAAUCUUGGUAAGACUGUUGCAAGUUAUCUUUAAAUGGCAUUUGACCUUCUUGGUGACUUGUUAAUAUGUACAAUUGAGGGUAAUUUAUUCUAUAAGUAAUUAUUGUAUAUAUCUAGAUACUGAUUUUUUUUUGUCUCUCACAUUUCUUCUGUAUGAAAUGCCCAUGGCACAUUGUUUAGGGAAUGCCCCUUCUUCCCAAUCCUAAUGAAUAUUGGAGGGCAAUAAGGACUGGCUGCGUUAUCUAAACAUUCUGAGACAAAUAAUGGGUUUUAUAAAAGAGCCACCACAGCUCAGCUUGUCUCUUUACUGGGAGUUGGGGUGCUUGAUAUACAUGUUGAGUAAAAUCGAGAGGGGACAAGAGGGCUUCUGCAGUCAUAAAUAAACAUAUGCAGCAGUAGCGUUUAGUAUGUUUGUAAGACUGAAAGUAGAUUGUGAGCUCUUAUGGGCAGGGUUUCUCCCACCUUUUGUUAGAAUAUUUCUAAGCUUGUAAUGUCACCAACGUCUUGUGUACUUUUUCCUAUUUUACAACGCUGUGAAAUAUAUUGAUGUUUCAUAAAUAAAUUAAUAGUAAAUGCAUAAUAAUUUGUAGCACGUCACCAAUCUGCACUAGUCUAUGUAUAUUUUGUAAGUAGUUGGAGGGCUAUAGUGAUCACAGAAAUUUGAUGUGGCUUGUAAUAGCUUUAGUAGCGUAGAAUGAAGGUAUUUUAUUCAUUGUUAUACACGGUUUAAAGGACCACUAUAGGCACCCUGACCACUUCAGCUUAAUGAAGUGGUCUGGGUGCCAGGUCCAUCUAAGAUUAACCCUGCCUGCUGUAAUCUUGAAACUGCUAUGUUUACAAAUGGGUUAAUCCAGCCUCUAGUGGCUGUCUCAUUGACAGCCGCUAGAGGCGCUUAUGAGCUUCUCACUGUGAUUUUCACAGUGAGAAGACGCCAGCGUCCAUAGGAAAGCAUGCGCAUUCAGCCGAUGACGGCCAAAGGAGGAGGAGAGUCCCCAGCACCGAAGGAGCCCGCCGCUGGAGAAAGGUGAGUUUUUAACCCCCUUCCUCUUCACUCAGCCUGGCGGGAGUGGGACCCUGAGGGUGGGGGCACACUCAGGGCACUAUAGUGCAAGUAAAACGAGUUUGUUUUCCUGGCACUAUAGUGGUCCUUUAAUGAACUUGGCUACUGUCUUCCAAGGGCUACUAUCCAGCACUGGCCCCUUACAGCAUGCAUGUGACAGAUGGAGAGGCCAUAGCACUUAAUGUGACAUAAAGAUUAUUCAUGAUGCAUGUUAUACUACUGUAAAUAAUUAUAUUUUGGUUUUCAUACUACAAGCAUUUUGACAAUCCAUGAUUAAUUUAUCCUUUCCUGCAUGGCUCUAUAUCAUAUAUAGCCAUAAUAAAAAAAGGUCUUACAUGCACCUUUAAUGAGCUGCUACUUUUAUCCUUUUUUUAUGUAGCAUAUCAAUGUUUUGUUUUUUAAAAUUUUAGAAUAAAUGCAAAAAUGUAUGUUUUGGGUAUUUUGUAUGAUGUGAUAUUCUCAGGGCCUUAUGUGUACAUAGAUUUCCUUGUUUUGUUUUUAUUGUUACCUUUUUUCUUCCAGAACUAUUUUCUAAAUCAAGCAGAAUUGUUUAUGUAUAUUAUAAUACAUGCGAUUUGAUAUACCUUUUUGUAUCCUAUUGACGCAGAAUUUGAUGCUUCAAUAUAAAUGAUGAUAUAACACUUAAAUAUUUAUCAAAUAAUUACAUGAUUGCUGUUCUUGGAAUAUUUGUUAUCCUAUAGAAAUAUGUUUACGUGUUAUAUAAGAAACAAAAAAGUUUUCUCAAAUUGAGGUGCUAUCUAGAAUAUUAUUUUUCUAAUUUUCUCCUUGAGGUUGAAAAGCUUUUUGAAGAAAUGCAAGCAGUACCUGCUGCUGUAGUCUAUGGUCCAUUUCUUCUAACCCGCAGCGUUCUGUGAGUAGUGAAGAAAAUUCCAUGGAUUCUGGGGAUGAUGACACCAUUAAGAGACCUUAUGGUCCAUGCUUCUUCUAUAACCAGGACCAAGCUGUGACCAGUGAAGAAGAGAACUCUAUGAUUUCUAGGGACAGUGACGCAAAUGAGCGAUCUUACAGUCCAUGCUUCCCAUACAACUUACGGCAAUCUGUGACUAGUGAAAAUGACAAUACUACAGAGUCAUUCUCAGAAGAAAGCUCAAAACAUAGAGCAGGGAAGAAAACCUAUUGGUGUUCGUACAAUAACUGCAUAACAAUGGAAACCGAUAGAGUCAGUUUGCUGUUGGGAGAUUAGUACACUUCAACGUACUCCAGAGGACUGUCAUUGUGUUACAGAAAACCCUGAUUUAAAUGAAUUUUGUUUAAAUGGGGAUUACGUGAUUAGAAUCUAUCUCAUGUUUGGACUCGCUAAAGAAAAUCACACUCUUGAUGUUUAAAUGCUUCACUUCUAUUUAAUAAAAUAUAUAAAAAAAUUUAGGACUUAUAAUCUUUUCUUCUUUUUUUUUUUUUAUCACUUUCCGAAAUUUGCGGAAGUUGGCGUACAGGUCGUUUAUAGCGUGGCUUUAUACAUAUCUACGCACGAAAAAUCGGAAAGCAAUUCCCUCGCGUGCUGUGGCUAAGAUAAGAUCCAGAAGGCAACCAUGUUGGCAUAAAAAUUGCUGGGGACUACAAUGCUGAAGAAAUGGCAUUAUAUUUGUAAAUUGUUGUUGC
Pelobates cultripes (western spadefoot toad) is the source of this 2706-nucleotide messenger RNA. The record is from the annotation of a GenBank genome assembly. Lineage: Eukaryota; Metazoa; Chordata; Amphibia; Anura; Pelobatidae.